AGAGAUUACACGAGACUAUGGUCUGUCUUUUCUGUGUUAGGUGAUACUACAACACUAUCUGCCACACUUGGUUACCAGACUGGUCCAACAGUAAUUGGUCAGGGACAACAGAUAGAUCAGUAUGGAUCUUUCAUUGAACCUGAAGUAGCCGAUCACGUGAUAUUUUCUAGUAGAGAAUCUAAGAACGAUAAAACCGUCUUUUCAUCGAUAGGCAUGUGUCUGUCUUAAUGGAUUGAGAAUUCAGGAGAUCGAAGAAAAAUGAUUGGACUCGGUUUUCAUCUGGUGAUUGUAUGUCUGCUGGUGACGUCAUCAGAACAAACAGAUAUCGGGGUCAAGGAGACAACGGAUGUGACGUCACCCACUGAUACAACUGCUGAUGUCGGUCCUACUGUACCUAUCAAUGAGACAGACUUACAAAAAACUUUCCGAGAACUGGAAGAUGAGAUAACGUCCCCCCACUGUAAAAUGGUUUUAAAAGACCGAGCGAAUGUUCUAACCAGCUUCAGUGAAGCGUGCUGCAUGUUAAUCUCCUUCCAGACGACCCUGGUACCGUUGAUGUGUACACAACUCGAGUACGACAGGGCGCAUGACGUCCUGUGUGUCAACGUGACCUGCCCAACGACGACGGCACCACCCGAGCACGUGACCAACGCCAGCCAGACGUCCACGGAACACAAGGAGAAAGUCUUGUGCAUCAUCGACACCCAGCUGUCGUCUGACAGCUGCAGGGCGACAGCCAGACAGCAAGCUGAGGGGGAGUCGGAGCAGGGACACGCUUGUGAGACGCUGAAAAGUUUCCAGUCGGCGCUGGAUGCGAUCGGGUGUUCGAAGCAGGACUACGAUACUCUCUACUCCGUCAUCUGUGAUGACGUCGACACUACUUGUGUACGGGAAGACCCGCUCCAGGCCGUGAUAAACACCUUGACCUUCAGGUGUAAAAGUACCAUGUCGGCUGGUUGGAAAGAACUCAAAUCCCCAGGUGGAUGUUCUACUCUGGAAUCUUCUAGAACCACAAUCCUAACCACAAACAUCUGCACGCUGGGAGACUAUAACCGCCUCCACGGGAUUUUGUGUUCACAGGACAAGUUGGAUCCGAACCAGGUACUCUCUCAAGGCGUCAAGUUCGACAACGCCAUCAACACGGUGCAAACUAAAAUUUCCCAGAGCUGCCACGAAAUAGUGUGGAAGGACCUCGAAAAAAGCGACUAUAACCUUGACCCAGUUUGUCAAAAGUUGAAAUCGUCUGGCCAAGGCCUGCGGGUCAAAGGUCUGUGCACACAAGCCGACCUUGACACGCUAGAACCAGCCGUGUGUAUCGGCCACCGCGUGUACGACCAAAAGGAGCAGGAGCUCCGCACGAAGAUCCACCAGGUGAUCGAGGAGCUGGGCGACAGGUGCAAGGAGACAAUGCUGGAGCAGGAGCGGCAGAUGGAGGACACAACGGUCGAGUCGGCGUGUGUCAAGCUCAAGGCCUCGCACUCGGCGCUGCUCAACACACAGGUGUGUAGCGAGGCGGAGAUUGGUCGACUGUCUCCCCUGCUGUGUGGCAACACCGCUGUCUUGCUACAGGCCAAUCUUCUGGUGCUGCUAGCGGCCUCCAUCUUCACACUUCGUCAGCUUCUGCUCUAACUCUCGGAUACAUACAUCAACAAAAACUUGACUCAGUCAUAGGACCAUUCUCCGUGUGGUCUGACAUAUUUAUGUUCUUUUACAAUUGUGUUUUUUUUAGACUGAAUUUGUAUACACGAAAACAUUUUCUUUUGUUUUAUUUAACAUUUAAUUUUUCCCGGUGCGGCACUUAAUGGUGUCACUCCCCAGAGGCGUAGCGACCCUUCCCAGGGACAAACUUUAAAAUUUUCAAAAAUUUGCACCCCCCCCCCCUCAAACUUUCAAUUUGCACCCCCCCCCCCCCAUCAAACUUUCGAUUUGCACCCCCUUCAAGUUUUUCUCUGUCUUGGUGUCACCCCCCUAAAUGGUGUUACCCGGUGCGGUCCGCGCCCCCCUCGCUAGGCCUCCUAUAGAAAGAUAAUUUGAACACCUCAUAGAUUCUGAAAUAUAUUUCAGUUACUUCCCUUCACGUAGCUCAUGUCCUUAUUAAAUACUAGAUUCAGGUCGAGCUUCCCAAAAGCUUUUUUUUUAAGUCGUUUGAUGCCUUACCCUUGACAUAAUCCCAACAAUUACUUACGAACUAUUGAUAAUUUAGCAACAACAUUUUAAUUGUAUGAUUAAUGUUUUAACAAUUAAAAAAUAAUGAAUCACUC
Physella acuta is the source of this 2261-nucleotide messenger RNA. RefSeq lists its product as uncharacterized. NCBI's taxonomy places the organism in Eukaryota, Metazoa, Mollusca, Gastropoda, Physidae. The record is from RefSeq and is a predicted model, not a curated record.